Molecule: messenger RNA, 3841 nt
Organism: Oryza sativa Japonica Group (Japanese rice)
Lineage: Eukaryota; Viridiplantae; Streptophyta; Magnoliopsida; Poales; Poaceae
Source: RefSeq, a predicted model, not a curated record
CUUCCCCGCACGCACGCCGCCAGUCGCAUCGCAUCGACCCCAUCGCUCGCUCCCCUCCGCGCCGGCGGCGCCGCCCGCUCCCCGUGUUCCCUCGCGUGCUCCCCUCACACCCGCGCCGCCAUCCCUCCCUCCCUCCCUCCCAUCGCCGCCGCUCCUCCGUCGCCCGCCGUGGGGAGAAAAGUCGGGGGCGGGGCGGGGCGAGGAAGUCGGGGAUCCGAGGCGGGGAGUGUUACCACCACCGCUACAUCCGGACCAGCGCCCGAGCAGCCGCAGUCCGCAGACGCCACCAGGCAAACCCCAAUCCCCAUCAUCCCCAACCCCUCCGCCGCCGCCGCAACCGAAGCACCCCGGCGGCCUCGAUCUCCUCGGAAGCUUCCAACCGAGCCUAGAUGAAUCCGGGCUAGCACUUCUCGGCUCUCGGCCGGAGAUUCUUGCGCUGGCAAUCUAGCGAAAUUUCACUAGGGUUCAUUGGACGCUGCAGGUGCGCAGGGGCCAGGGCCAUCAGUUGCUUGAUUUGUUGUGUUAUUAAGAGACCAGAAGUGGUGGUGAUACCAGCGUGGCUUUCGGGAUAUGUACCGUGGCGGGCUUGACCGCUUCAAGAAGGCUCAGGCCUUGGAGCCAUUCUCCGUUCAAUCCGGUUCGGCGGCCAAGAAUGUACCUGCAGCGGCGAGAACAGCUAAAGGACCGCCGGCUCCAUUGACACUGCCACAGAAUUCACAUGUUGGAACCAGCCAGAGUCACCUGAGUCCGCAAGGUGCCAGUUUGAGGGUGGCCGGGCAAGAGACCGGGGCGCCGGGGCAUGCUGGGACCCAGGUCGGUGGUGGGCAAUCAGCGUGGCAGCCACCUGACUGGGCGAUAGAGCCGCGCCCUGGGGUUUACUAUCUUGAGGUGUUGAAGGAUGGGGAUGUCAUUGAUCGGAUCAAUCUGGAGAAGAAGAGGCAUAUAUUUGGGAGGCAGGUACCUGCAUGUGAUUUCGUGUUGGACCAUCAGUCUGUAUCGCGGCAGCAUGCUGCUGUUGUUCCACACAGAAAUGGAAGCAUAUAUGUUAUUGAUUUAGGAUCAGUUCAUGGCACAUUUGUUGCAAAUGAGAGACUAACUAAAGACAACCCUGUUGAACUUGAAGUUGGUCAGUCACUUCGCUUUGCUGCAUCAACCAGAACCUAUAUCCUACGAAAGAAUAGCGCUGCCUUUUUCCCAACUCAUAGUCUUCCAUCAGAUGUCAGUCUGCCAUCUCCACCAGACCCCAAUGAUGAAGAUGCUGUGGUCGCAUACAACACAAUACUUAACCGCUAUGGUAUUAGUAAAUCAGACUUAUCCAGAUCAAAAGAUUCUUCGGGAGAUGCCUCUGGUGCAAAUGAUGAUAACGAGCCAGCUGGAAGGCCCUUGAAGAGAAGUAAAAAACUAAGAGUAUCAUUUAGAGAUCAAGUUGGAGGAGAACUUAUUCAAGUGGUUGGGAUUUCAGAUGGCGCAGAUGUUGAAACUGAACCAGGUCCAGUAGGGGUGAAGGAAGGCAGUCUUGUUGGGAAAUAUGAAUCCCUUGUACAGGUUACUGUCAUUCCAAAAGGAAAGGAGCAACCUUCACCAAAGGAAAGUGCAUCCCCCAGUGGGGUAACAGAUAAGCUAAAACAGGUUCUUACCAAAGUUAAAAGCACAGCAAAAGGUGGAAUUUAUGAUGAUCUUUAUGGGGAUACUGUUCCACAACUAUUGGGCCCAUCUUGGGCAUACAGGUCGGAUGACCAGGCAGAAAAAGUCAAAGCUGCUGAUGAAAAGAAGUCUAGUGGGAAUAUGGAUACAAAUUCAGCUGAUGAUAAUGAUGACUUGUUUGGUGACUUGUGACUGUUGGCGUUUUCAAUUAGUACAGAGAAAUGGAUCUCCUGAAAAUGCUUAAGAGCAGAAGUAUUUUGUUCUGUCGGGGGUAUUUUGCUUUGUUCUGCAUGAUUGUAUCCUGCUGCAAAUUAAGGUAAUCUCUUUUGCCUAAUGUUUAGGGCAUGCAUUUUUAUGACGGUGUUCACAGUGAUUGGUGAGUUUAAUUGCUUUCUUCACCAUGUCCUCUUGUGGUGAUUUUUUCCCUUACCCAGUCUAGCUUUCCAAAAUUUAUGAAUUAUAUUUCAUAUUUUAAUCGUUUGCUUUUUCAAAUGUUCUGAACUUUCCUGUGGUAAAAUUCUAACUGUACAUCAUCUGUGAUGUUUUGUGAUUCAAUCGCUUGGUAAUGGAAGUAAAAAAAAAAAAACUAUGUGAGCUUAGCGGCCUGAAAUGUUGAAUUAAGGUUUUGUUGUUCUGUCCAAUCAGAUUUGGAAAAUUAUUUUAUAUGUGAGUAUUCAUGUGGCAUGGUAUGGUAUUGUAACUUGGGUCUAUCAUUCACUUGUAUAACCACCAAUAGCAUCCACUAUGUCUAGCUAGUGGUUUUAUAGAUAGCAAUUACGUGUAUUCUGGGCUUCCUUUAGCUAUUUCUAUCAUAGUACAUAUAUAAUCUGUUAAUAUGCCCUUGUAAACAUGGAGGUAUUGCCAUCCUUUUCAUUAAUUGAAGAAUGAAUAUAGAAGUAUGUACUAUGUAGUCCACUCCCCUUAAUUCCUUAAAGACACAUGGUCACUCACUUCAAUUCAUCACCAAUAUACCAUAUCCAUUUUUUGUUGAAUGGGCUUUAUUGAUGUAAGUUAGUAGGUUGCAGGCUAGUUAAUAUGCAGAUAAAUCAUUCAUAGUAUUGUAACAUCCAGUCCUUGUGCACUAUUACUAUUCAAACUGCAGUUUAUUGCUAGGUGCAGUCAUAGUAGACGUUAUUUGCAAGCAGCUCCAGGUAAUGAUAUGAAAAAUGACUUCAACUGUUAUGUGACAUGAAGCCCAUCAGGGCUCAUCAUGUAGCACAUGGCUUUUGAAACACUUUAGUUAGUUGAUACUUAGUGGAUCAAUUGUUUUGUUAUAAGAUAAGUAGUUUUUAUUAGAGCGCAACAUAUUUUUGGAUGGUUUAAUUUGACGUAUCUCUAGAUCUAAUCUGUUAGCAGUUCUUUAUAAAUAGAUAAAUAAGGAGGUGUUAUAUUUUCCAAGCAAGCAUGUAUAAUGAAUUAGUCUUUUUGUUUUCUCUCCUAAAAGUUCAUCGCCAACUCUAUGUUUUCAUCUCUCCUAAGAUCCAUCCCCUUUUAAGUUAUCAUCCAGACUUCUGCACAAUAUUUAUCCUAUUGUGAACUAAGGUUCAUUAUACCUGUUCUAAGAAGCAUCCCUGGGGUCUGUUGUUGGGAGGGGGAGCCUAACGUAAAUUACCGAUAAAAUGUUAAGAAACGAUUAAGUUCAUUAUGGGUUGCAGAAGUGAAGAUUUUCAUUGUCAUGAAAUCAUGUAGGUGAGGAAAGAUUCCCUUUGUCUGGUGGUGGGGUGGGAGCGUAACCUAGAGUUUAGUUGAAUGUUAAAAAUGGUUGUCGAUGACCGUGAUUGUCUGCAUUAAAAUUCAAGAGCUUAACUGAAUUGUUCAAUCAUGUUUAUCAGUCCAUGCAAAUUAUGUAGCUAGCUAAGCUAGGAGUGCAUUAUCUGAUUUUAUGUUUACUUGGACAUGGUAAAUUUGAAACUACUAUAAACAUGAUCAUUUCAAUUAUUGAUACGAACAAACAUUUCAAUAAUUGAUUUGAAUGAUGAGUCAUGACAGAUGAAUGGCUGAUAAAAUCGUUCUGGUUUUGAGACACUUGUAACGCAAAAAACCAGGUAUUACAAUUUGUUUCAAGGAACCCUAGGUUUUGGGCCAAAAUGUUUCAAGAAAGUUUAUGUCAAAUACUCAUAUUGUUAGUAUGUGUUCACAUUAGUAGGCUCAAAAUACAUCACUCACAUGCAAUUUAUCUUCCUCCUUACUCUUGCAU